Alternaria atra is the source of this 1893-nucleotide messenger RNA. RefSeq lists its product as uncharacterized. The record is from RefSeq and is a predicted model, not a curated record. Gene Ontology annotation, molecular function: transmembrane transporter activity. Bases 1 to 1893 code for a protein of 630 amino acids. The transcript has 5 exons. Gene Ontology annotation, biological process: transmembrane transport. Lineage: Eukaryota; Fungi; Ascomycota; Dothideomycetes; Pleosporales; Pleosporaceae. Gene Ontology annotation, cellular component: membrane.
AUGGGUCUUCGUAACUGGAUUACGCGGCCAAUUAAAGGCCACCAUAUCGGUGUAGAGGAUCUGACAGCAGGCGGGAGCGGCAUUCCUGAGAUAAGGCGUCGGCGAUGGACGCUCGCAACAAUUGAUUCAGCACCCUUCCAGGUCUGGGUAGUAGUAGUCGCUGGCAUCGGCUUCCUAACAGAUGCAUUCGGCCUUUUUGCCUUGAAUGUCGUCACCCCUAUGUUGGGAUAUGUCUACUGGCCUAAUCACGAAGAAGCCGGUAUACCCUCGGUACCGUCCUCUGUCAAGACGGCCAUGAUGUGUUCAACACUUGCGGGCACAAUGGUCGGCCAGAUAGGAUUCGGCUUCGCAGCAGAUGUUCUGGGCCGACGUAAGAUGUAUGGGCUCGAGUUGGUGAUCAUUAUCGUUGGUACGAUGUUACUACUGAUGAGUUCGAACGGGGAAAAGAAUAGUAUGGCGAUUGGAGGAUGGCUAAUCACCUGGCGCGCGAUCAUGGGCAUCGGUAUUGGGGCUGACUACCCUUUGAGUGCUGUCAUCACUGCGGAGUUCGCACCUCGCAAACAUCGUGCGCGAAUGCUGAGCUGGGUUUUCUUCGCUCAACCUGUUGGACAACUGCUCGCCAAUGUUCUGUCGCUUGCUGCAGUGGAGGCGUACAAGCCCUGGGUUGAGAAGAAUGCACAGUCUUGUCGACCUGACGAUCUGGAGUGUUUCCGAGCUAUCGAUCGACUCUGGAGGCUUGUAGUCGGGAUCGGCAUCGUGCCGGCUCUCAUUGCUCUCGUCUUUCGAUUUACAAUCCCAGAGAGCCCAAGAUAUACAUUGGACAUCUUACAAAACACGAAAGGUACCCUCGAGGACACUGCGAACUUUUUUGGCGCGCCCGAAACGAAUCCCGAACAUGGGGAAGUCGAGUUGCUGAAUGUGCCCGCCACACCGCAAAUUCGAAGGCCUGUUUCGAGGCACUCGACGAACUCUUCGGUGAUUGCGCCCGACGAGGAGAUCGAGAGCGAUAGUGAAUCUGAGCACCGACUCAGUAACGUGCAUCUUCGCCCCACCGCAGCACCGCAGGCUCAGCUUCCUCCGGGAGACCCAGAGUUCGCUCCUCCGCUCGCCUCGUGGAUCGAUGCAAAACAAUUCUUCAUAGUCGAGAAGAAUUGGCAGUACCUUCUAGGAACAUCAUUGGCCUGGCUGUUUCUCGAUUUCGCAUUCUACGGGCUAGGCCUAUCCUCACCAGAGAUCGUCAGCCACAUCUGGCAGGGUGAUGUCAAAAGCGAGUUAUCAGUGUACCAGACACUGAGUGAUAACAGCAAACAUACCCUAGUAAUGGUCUCCAUAGGGACAGUUGUCGGUGGUCUGCUGAUGGUCAAGAUCGUCAAGUAUGUGUCGCCGAAAGUGAUCCAAUUCUGGGGUUUCCUGGUUCUAUUCGUACUCUUCAUCGUAACCGGGAGUGCCUGGACAAACUUGCUCGACAGCAGUCGAUCAGGACUGAUCGUACUGUAUGUGAUCAGUCACAUCGCGUUCAAUCUUGGACCGAAUGUGACGACAUUCAUAAUACCUGCUGAGAUCUUCCCCACAAGAUACCGGUGUACCUGCCAUGGGAUAGCUGCUGCUAGCGGCAAACUCGGCUCUUGGGUGGUGCAGAUCUUCCUGGCAUAUGCAUUUCAAUCCGACAAGUCCAAGCCCCAGGAUGACUUCGAAUGGGAACGCCAGAAUUUCGGGCAUAUCCUGCAAGUCAUGAGCGCUUUCAUGGUAGCAGGAGCCGUGACCACGUAUUUCUUGGUCCCAGAGACGAGGGAUCACGAUAAUAAGAGUCGAACACUAGAGGUUUUGGCGUGCGGCAAGAAGGUCAUCGACGAGCUGAACCGUCAGCGAAGGAAGGAAGAUGAAGAGGACUGA